AGUAAAAAUACAGUGUCACUGCUGUAGGGAGACCCUCAGAUUCUACCCUAGGAGACUUCACGAGAAUGAACCACUUGAGAGAGGCCCUACAAAAACAAAUUAGAGGGAAGACAGAGGGGCCCACGGGAGAUGGUCUCUCUUCUCAAGUGGGAACACCCAGCCUCAGACAGACACAGCAGGAAGGGGCCUGAGAGGCUGACAGAAGGAGGAUGGGGCCAAGGCAGGGACGGAGGGGAGGGACCAGUCCAGGCUACACCAGUGGGAGUGGCUCCACUCUUCCCACCUCAGAGCCAUGGGGAGCCAGGGCCCUGGCAGGCUGCCCUUGGUGCAGGCUCCCUACACAGUCCUGCUGCUGCCACUAGGGACAAGCCGCCAAGACCCAGGGGCCCAGAGCUUCUUUCUUUGGCUGCAGAGGAUGCAGGCUCUGGAGAGAGAACAGGAUGCCCUGUGGCAGGGGCUGGAGCUGCUAGAACAUGGCCAGACCUGGUUUGAAGACCGUCUGAGGGAGGCACAUCGACAGCAGCUGCAUCUGGGAGCCCUCGGUGAGAAUUUUCUAACAGAUUUAUACCCAGAGCCUCGUGGCCCCCAGUUAGCCCAGAUUCAAAAGGUGAACGUCUGUUUGCAGAAUCUGAUUCAGGAGAAGUUCUCCCCAAGUACACGAAACACGCCUAGUUCGUGCACCACCCAGGAUUCAAAGGAAAGACCAAGGAAGCCAAACUUGUGGCAGCAACAGGUAAACUUCAAGGGAGAGGGCAGGAGCCGCACCCUACAGGGCAGGGAGGAGCCCAGAGGCCCCGUCUGUUUCUCCUCUCCUCCAGGGGUCAUCAAGGCAGAAGGGAGUCACCCAGCCAAAUGAGGAGAAGGCUCAGUGGGGCUGCCCGAAGGCGCCAAGAGGCCCUACCCGUGUCUAAACCUUCCUCUCACUUUCCUAAGUCUGGUGAAAGAGUCAGAAGCCCCAGGCUCCUUAUUCUGCUUCUUAACAGCUAAAAAAUGGCUCCAGGUAGUAAGUCAAUAAAGUUCAGACAUCUUGGUGUAAAGUGUCUCCUCUACUCCUGAAAACUUUCUUUCAUCUUCUUGGUGUCACAUGUCCUCAUUCUCCCCUAUAUGAAAUGCAAAAAUGGUCUUUCUUUGAAAUCCCUCUGGGGAGAAGAUAUGUUUAUUGAAACUGUCCUUCAGCCUUAAAUACAAAAAUAAAACCAAAGCUGCUCCAGAAAGCAACUUUCUCCAAAAA
This is a messenger RNA of Saimiri boliviensis boliviensis (Bolivian squirrel monkey), 1231 nucleotides long. It is a transcript of the gene SAPCD1, whose product is annotated as suppressor APC domain containing 1. NCBI's taxonomy places the organism in Eukaryota, Metazoa, Chordata, Mammalia, Primates, Cebidae. The record is from RefSeq and is a predicted model, not a curated record.